GCGGCUGGUAAGAAUAAAGAAACAGAGGAGGGGGUUGGUGAUCAACGGAAAAGGAUCCAUUAAAAACCAGAGUAACCCUUUUUCUUCUGCUUCGUAGAUCGCAUCACAUACAAAGGUUCACCUAGCUAGGAAAGAGAGCAACUUCUCUCUCUCUCUCUUUCUCUCCCUCUUCAGGUUCUUCGGUUUCUUCGUCAAUUUGAUCACCUGAUCAGGUGAUAUAAUUUACAAUAGCAACAUACUUGUGAGACACCAGCGCUACCAGUCUGGUCAGUCUGAUGGAAUCUGGUGGUUCCUCUAUAGAAAGAAGGAAUACUUUGAGAAGUGAUUCCUUCUCUGAUGGAAAAGACUUUGACAAUCUCCCAGAAACUGGAUGUCUCUCCAUUAUCGUACUUGGUGCUUCUGGUGACCUUGCAAAGAAAAAGACCUUCCCAGCGCUUUUCAAUCUUUACCGCCAGGGAUUCCUACAAUCAAAUGAAGUUCAUAUUUUUGGGUAUGCGCGAACCAAGAUUUCGACUGAUGAGUUGAGAGACCGCAUACACAAAUAUCUUGUUCAUGGCAAGAGCGAUUCUGAGCACUCUGAAGAUGUAUCAAAGUUUUUGCAAUUGCUCAAAUAUGUUAGUGGUUCUUAUGAUUCUGUGGACGGGUUCCGUUUAUUGGAUAAGGAGAUUUCAGAGCAUGAAAUCUCAAAAAACAGUCUAGAAGGAUCAUCCCGUAGACUUUUUUAUCUUGCACUUCCUCCCUCGGUAUAUCCACCUGUGUGCAAGAUGAUCAAACACUGUUGCAUGAAUAAAUCCGAUCUUGGUGGAUGGACUCGCAUAGUUGUUGAAAAGCCUUUUGGAAAGGAUUUAGAAUCUGCAGAGAAUCUCAGUACCCAGCUUGGCAAUUUAUUUGAUGAACCACAGCUAUAUCGUAUUGACCACUACCUGGGAAAGGAAUUGGUGCAGAACUUGCUUGUGCUUCGUUUUGCAAAUCGUUUCUUUUUGCCCCUCUGGAACCGUGAUAACAUUGAUAACAUACAGAUUGUCUUCAGGGAAGAUUUUGGAACAGAAGGGCGUGGUGGAUAUUUUGAUGAAUAUGGAAUAAUCCGCGAUAUCAUUCAAAAUCAUCUGCUGCAGGUUCUUUGUUUGGUUGCCAUGGAGAAACCUGUUUCUCUUAAGCCUGAGCACAUAAGAGAUGAGAAAGUAAAGGUGCUUCAAUCAGUCCUACCUAUAAAACCUGAGGAGGUUGUUCUUGGACAGUAUGACAGCUACAGAGAUGACCCAACGGUUGCUGAUGAUUCAAACACCCCAACUUUUGCAACUGUAGUUCUGCGAAUUCACAAUGAAAGAUGGGAAGGCGUUCCUUUUAUACUCAAGGCAGGGAAAGCAUUAAAUUCAAGAAAGGCAGAAAUACGUGUUCAGUUUAAAGAUGUUCCAGGAGAUAUUUUUAGAUCUAAAAAGCAAGGGAGGAAUGAAUUUGUAAUACGCUUGCAACCUUCAGAGGCCAUGUACAUGAAACUUACGGUCAAGCAACCAGGGCUGGAGAUGUCAACCAUCCAAAGCGAACUAGAUUUGUCAUAUGGGCAACGUUACCAAGGAGUUACAAUUCCAGAGGCUUAUGAACGACUAAUUCUCGAUACAAUACGAGGCGAUCAACAGCAUUUUGUUCGCAGAGAUGAGUUGAGGGCGGCAUGGGAGAUUUUCACUCCGUUGCUACACAAAAUUGACGAUGGGGAGCUGAAGCCACUUCCAUACAAGCCAGGGAGCCGAGGUCCAGUGGAGGCUGAUGAGCUGCUGGCAAAAGCCGGUUAUGUGCAAACACAUGGCUAUAUAUGGAUCCCGCCCACCUUGUAAUCAUCUUCCGGUUACUGGGCGAGCUGGAAUUUUUAGGGCCCCACCCUAUAACAAGAAAUAGAAAAUAAUCCUGCCCCCUCCAGCUUGUUGACCCAGAUGCGCCCUUUGUGUUGAGAGUAGAGAAAAUAAUAUCUCAGUGUAGCACCUAAAAUCAAUUGCUUAUGUAGUAAGAUCAAUCGGUUGUUAAAUUAGAUUACUAUAUGUUGUGGUAUGUACUAGAACUUUGUGUAAUGAAUUUUGUUUUAUUUUUCUCACGUAAUUACAAGAUACUCCCUGAAUCGUGAA
Messenger RNA from Nelumbo nucifera (sacred lotus), 2117 nucleotides. Its product is annotated as glucose-6-phosphate 1-dehydrogenase, cytoplasmic isoform. Gene Ontology annotation, cellular component: cytosol. Gene Ontology annotation, biological process: pentose-phosphate shunt, oxidative branch; glucose metabolic process. Gene Ontology annotation, molecular function: glucose-6-phosphate dehydrogenase activity; NADP binding. Lineage: Eukaryota; Viridiplantae; Streptophyta; Magnoliopsida; Proteales; Nelumbonaceae. The record is from RefSeq and is a predicted model, not a curated record.